AUGGUAAUUAAGCGAAAGCUCAGAAAUUCAACUACUAGUACUAAUGCUAGUACAUCAACUACUAUUGUUCCUGAAAUUAAACAAGAGGAAAGUAGUAGCGUGACGCAGAGUUCUACUACUAGUUCUACCACUAGCCAAUCUAAAGAUUCUAAAGUUGAACGACGUGGUCGACCACGUAAACCUACGGAUGCUGCGGAUGUCACGGAUGCCGCUGAUGAAGAAGUUAACGAAAGACCUUCUAAACAUAUGCGAACAGGAGAAACUUUUAAAAUAAUUACUUUCAACCCCAAGGGAUCUUCUGAUGAACAAAUUUUCUCUCGACAUAUUGAAACUAUUGCUUCACCCGGACUAGAAGAUGUUGCUUCUAAUUCAGGUAAUGAUAUAGAGGAACCAAAGAAGAAUAUUCGUCCACGAAAAUGGAUACGUAGAAAAGUUGUAAUAAAAACAACUGGGGCGGAAAUUGCAGUUCCAGUUUGGUAUUCUAAUCAUAUUAAAAAUUUCAAUCAAGUUUCAACUUUUGCAGAUUAUUUUCAGAGAAAUGAAUUAUGGGAAGAAUUAAAUAUUUUAGAAAGAUUAUAUUAUAAAAAUAAGAAUCAACAUAAACGGACAAUCUAUUUUCGCAAAAUUGAAGAGGUAAGAAGAAUUACCAAUAGAUUUAAAGAAAUGAAUAUUGGAGAUUUAUUAUUAGAAUUUAUUGGAUGGUUUUAUGGGGCCGAUCAGGAUCAAAAUAAAAAACAUCAAAAACAAAAAAAACAAUGGGAUCACAUUCCAUCUCGAAAUAUGGGACUUUAUGUAUUAAGUAGAAUAAAUUGUGCUAUAUCUUUAAUGGAUGAGGCUUUGGAAUCUUAUCUUGAUACCUACAGUAAUAUUCAAUUACUUCUACGUCAAACGGAAUUCAUGACUCUUGCUUUAACUAUGAUAUCCAUUCUUGCUCGAUUAAAUAUGUUAACACGUGUCUGGCUCUCUGAAAUGAGAAAAUGUUAUAAAUUAUUGAAGGAAUGGGUUUUACAUUUUCCAGAAUAG
Messenger RNA from Diversispora eburnea, 1023 nucleotides. NCBI's taxonomy places the organism in Eukaryota, Fungi, Glomeromycota, Glomeromycetes, Diversisporales, Diversisporaceae. The record is from the annotation of a GenBank genome assembly.